UUCUUACGGGCACCCUGCCGUCACCAUUGCCCCACUGUGAUCCGGUGAUGUUCCCGUGGCCAUUUUGGUCUCGGGCGGCCCCGAUAAGGGAGGCGGAGUGUGCAGAACCGAGGAGGGCCAAACACGCGGAAGUGACGCAAGGCGCCGCCAUGUCUUUUGAGGGCGGUGACGGCGCCGGGCCGGCCAUGCUGGCUACGGGCACGGCGUGGAUGGCGUCGGGGCGCCCCGAGGAGCUGUGGGAGGCGGUGGUGGGGGCCGCUGAGCGCUUCCGGGCCCGGACAGGCACGGAGCUGGUGCUGCUGACCGCCGCGCCGCCCCCACCACCCCGCCCGGGCCCCUGUGCCUAUGCAGCCCACGGCCGUGGGGCCCUGGCCGAGGCUGCCCGCCGCUGCCUCCACGACAUCGCCCUGGCCCACAGGGCUGCUGCCGCCGCCCGGCCCCCCGUGCCCCCACCAGCACCACAGCCGCCCAGCCCUGCGCGGAGCCCACCCCGGCCUACCCUGCCCAGGGAGGAGGACGAGGAAGAGGAGGACGAGCCGACAGAGACUGAGACUUCUGGGGAGCGGCUGGGUGUCAGCGAUAAUGGAGGGCUCUUUGUGAUGGACGAGGAUGCCACACUCCAGGACCUGCCCCCCUUCUGUGAGUCGGACCCUGAGAGCACAGACGAUGGCAGCCUGAGCGAGGAGACCCCUGCUGGCCCCGCAGCCUACUCAGUGCCCCCAGCCUCAGCCCUGCCCACACAGCAGUAUGCCAAGUCCCUGCCCGUGUCCGUGCCCGUCUGGGCCUUCAAGGAGAAGAGAUCAGAAGCACGGUCAUCGGAUGAGGAGAAUGGGCCGCCCUCUUCGCCGGACCUGGACCGCAUCGCGGCGAGCAUGCGCGCGCUGGUGCUGCGGGAGGCCGAGGACACCCAGGUCUUCGGGGACCUGCCGCGGCCACGGCUCAACACCAGCGACUUCCAGAAGCUGAAGCGGAAAUACUGAGGCCCAGGGAUAGCGCUUCCUGGCCCAGCGUCCGCCCCGCCCCACAGUACACCCCUGCCCCGCCCCCCGGGGCGGGCCAAUCCGAGUCAGACCCGGGACCGGCCUCUCAGGUCCCCGGGGUCCCAGGAUUGCCCCUUCCCUGCCAAUCCCCG
Messenger RNA from Odobenus rosmarus divergens (Pacific walrus), 1132 nucleotides. It is a transcript of the gene AKT1S1, whose product is annotated as AKT1 substrate 1 (proline-rich). NCBI's taxonomy places the organism in Eukaryota, Metazoa, Chordata, Mammalia, Carnivora, Odobenidae. Gene Ontology annotation, cellular component: cytoplasm. Gene Ontology annotation, biological process: neurotrophin TRK receptor signaling pathway; negative regulation of protein kinase activity; negative regulation of TOR signaling. The record is from RefSeq and is a predicted model, not a curated record. The transcript has 5 exons. The coding region runs from base 48 to 980 and encodes 310 amino acids.